Messenger RNA from Trichoderma gamsii, 327 nucleotides. RefSeq lists its product as hypothetical. The transcript has 2 exons. NCBI's taxonomy places the organism in Eukaryota, Fungi, Ascomycota, Sordariomycetes, Hypocreales, Hypocreaceae. Bases 1 to 327 code for a protein of 108 amino acids. The record is from RefSeq and is a predicted model, not a curated record.
AUGUUGUUGUUGUUUGUAGAACAGCAGCAGGUCGGACUUGCCCUAGGUAAGAGAUUCAGUAAUCUUCUACGCUCCAGCCUUCAUUCCAGCCAAAACCCACAGCGCAAGCAUGCUCACGACCCCCAGCAGCCACGACAGCGUCCUCAACACCGACAGCCUGCCGUCCGCGCACAGCACGAUGUACACAAAGAUGUACAGUACCCGCGACAAGAUAUACUCCAUCGUCAGCAGAUUGAGCGUGUAGACGUCCACGCCUGCGCAGUUGGCGGCCGCCACGGCCCCGGCGAACAUGCCCAGCGAUUCGAAGCCGUUUUCCAUGGCGCUUAG